UUUUGGUUGUCUCCAAAAUUGACAUCUCUUCUUUUUCCUUUUGCUUCUUCUCUAUGGACGUGUUGUAACAAUGGAAGAGAUACAGAUUAAUUGGAAAAGAAUUCAAGGUCAAACAAAAAAAUGUAUAGGUAAAAUACUAUUGCAAACGUGAAGAACAACUAUGUGGAAGAAUGACAAAGUUCAUGAAUGCAAACGAUAGUGCGUACUGGUAUUUUGAUAUCAAUAAUACUUUUGCUCAAUUUUCUUAAAAGUAUUACUGUUUUUAUGAAAUAUGGCUACAGUAGAGAUGUAUGUCAGCAACAGAUGAGUAUGGGGUAGUUUGGUGAUUGCAAUUUACAUAUCAGUUUUGGUUAUAUCAAAAAUCAAUAGGGCACUCUCCAUCAUUCAUUUUUGGAUUAUCCAAACGAAAUCAAUUCAAAAGAUGCGCUUGAACUGUCAAAUUUCAUGAAAGCGCUCCAUACAUUGUGGAAUAGCGACCACAAAAUAUAUCAUCCGCUUUCGGAUAGCCACGGUAGUGAUACUUUUGGGAUUAUGGAGAUUGAUGUUAAAGAUCCUUUGAAAAGAAGUUCAGUUGUCUACCAAAUUGCAGAGGAGAGAGGCAUUUCAACAGACGGCUUUCCAAAACCAUCACUUCAAAAACAGAACAAGUUGCUACACGAACCUGGCGCUAGGCUUCCAAGAAUAACUGCUGGCGUUAAAGGUGGAAUUGCUUUCCCACCAGACGAUUUGAAAUUGAAGAAACCUCCUGGUCCGUUUGCUCCAGAAUGCAGCAUCACUCAGCUUACUCAAGUAAAGUCGACCGUUAUCUCUUUUCCACCAAAGCAGUUCACCUCGCUUAGUCUUAGGGUGGAUGGCAUACUAAGAAAAGCAACACCAGCAGAUCGUAUAAAGGACAACAGUAAUAUCAUAGUCAAUAUCACCCUUUCAGCACAAACAGAGGACUUGUUUAACCAUAUCUCUGUAAAUGAAAUGGAUGUCGAUAACUAUUCUACCAAAAAUAUUCAUAUCAAUAGUCACCAUCCUUCUCUGUUGAAGAACUGUUUACUUUUUGAUAUCGAGGUUAUAUUACCAACAACACUGCAACAUUACAAGAAGUUGAAAAUAAAAUCCAACCGGUUAGGUCGUCUGGAAGGCGAUUUAGAAGAUAUCAGCUUCAGUAGAUUUACAGCUGGACUAGGUAAAGGCGUCAUCGCACUUAAGAAUGUAGUUGGAGAGAGGAUUAUGUUGGGUACGAUUUAUGGAAUGAUAACUGGCAAUUAUCAACCUACAGAGACUUUUGAUGCAGCUGUUAUAAAAGGAGCUACUAUAGUAGGCAUUGAACCUCGUUCAAAAUUCUUAAAGUCAACCGUUGUCGCAUUGGAUGGCCCCGUCAAAGCGACAGUAUCAAGUGGAAAGGGAAAGCCCUCGUAUAGCUCCAGACUCAUUAACCAUUGCUGGUUAUGUAAGCCGACAACCACUUCUAUCAACGGCGAACAGGACAUCCAUAUUUAUUCAGAAAGGCGGAAAUCCAUACAACUGGGCUACUAUAAAGAAUGGAGCACGACCCAGCAUAUCAAUGUUCACUCUAAAUACGGAAGGAGUAAUACCUGUUUCUUUUGUAUGUAGAGUAACUAUCUCUCAUAUACACUUGUAUAGAAGAUGAAAAAAAAGGGGGGACCCAAUUAUAUACUCAAGCCGUCUAACCUUGCAAUCUUGAAUAAUAAAUAAAAGCAAACAGCGAUGGUCAAUAAUUUCAGAGCUACGGCCUCGUCUAAACCGUAAGCAAUGGAAAAUAGUACUCCAUUAUCUACGGUCUCUCUUUUCUAAUGAUGCUCGAGCAGGUUAGUUAACAGUGCCGUUUUUGCGUGAGGCGUUUUGCGAUGGCUAUGGUUCGUAUGGUCUAUUAAUAAAGGGUGGCAAAAUUAUUUACUUCAAGCCAGCAGUCCACCUAAUAGCAUGUUGCAAUCCUUUCUGGCACGUUUGAGGAAUUUGAUGAUCAAAGGCCUUAUCAGACUCUUGGAAGUAGUAGCGAUUACAUGUCUUUCUUAGUUAGCAUGCUGUUUCCUUUUCAAAGUGUGG
This is a messenger RNA of Mycotypha africana, 2058 nucleotides long. RefSeq lists its product as uncharacterized. The transcript has 4 exons. The record is from RefSeq and is a predicted model, not a curated record. Bases 445 to 1605 code for a protein of 386 amino acids. NCBI's taxonomy places the organism in Eukaryota, Fungi, Mucoromycota, Mucoromycetes, Mucorales, Mycotyphaceae.